CCGGCUGCAGUCUCCGAGGGUUCCUGGUAACGAACAAUGCGAUGGAAACAGGGGAAUCGAUUGCCAGUGCGAGGGAGGGAUGCGAGAUAGUCGGGGUAGCGGGUGGUAAAGGUUCGGAAGAGCGCCGCGCGAAAACGAUCGCGAUCUUCGCAUGCGGGGAUGGUCCCCGUUAUUAUGCAAUAAACCUCAAUCAUAUUGUGGCCUCGCCACGCGGCACUGAGAAGCAAGACAUGGAGGCAAAAGGCCGGGACGACGCAUCGGAGGGAGAGAUGGGGAUGCACUACGACAGCAAGGCGAGCGGCGUAAAAGUGGCGGAAGGUACUGCGGGGGAACGGAUUGGAGGGGAACGUGACGGGGGUGUUGCUUCAACCUCGGGAGCUUCUUCCUCCUCCGACGCUGCUGAUGUGGUCGAUCCACUCGAGUACCUUCAUCUCGCCGGAAUGGUCGGAGCGAUCCGAUCGGCCCAUGAUGAUCUUGAAUGGGUCGAUCGCGAAUCCAAUCCCGGUCCACAGUUUCGGACGGGAGAAAUUGAUGUAUUACGAGCGCUUAGGCAGCUGUAUAUCCGUGUUCCGAUCUCGGUGGGGCAUUUGCUCACCAUCUCCGAAGCUGCAAACGAUAAACUCCUGCAACAUUGCCAGAAAAAUCAAAAGCGCUUCACUUACCAGCGAUUACAGCGAAUGUUGAAGAAGACGGAAGGAGGUGAGGAGGUUGCACCACCUGAACCUGAAACAGGUGAACCCGUAGCAGCACGAGUAGCCGCGAUUUCGUUGGCAGAGAAGGAUCACUUUGUACGAGCUCGACCAGUGUUGUGGAAAAGCGAUGAGUGUGAUUGUGAAGUUUGGGGCAAACCGUUUAACGCCCUUAUCGAUACUGGGUCUUCUGCAGUGGCCAUAUCCUUAGACACACCAGAGGCAAUUUCGGCGAUCUUAGCCCAGGUGGGACCAAGCGGACUUGAGAACGUGGUGGAGUAUGCGUCCAAAUCGGUGCCCGCCUGCAAGCGUAACUACGCCGCUCCAACAGGAGUAUGCUACGCGGCCCUCUGGGGAAUCAGUCACUUUCGAGCUUACUUGUACGGGCAGAAGUUCACACUGGUAACCGAUCAUGAGCCUCUGCUAGCCCUGAAGAAAUCUAAGGAUUACUCGGGCAUGAUCGGGCGAUGGGCAACGGUGCUGCACAGCAUGAACUUUGACAUUCGUCACCGGAAACACGAAAGGCACGGGAAUGCGGACAGAUUGACACGACUGCACCGACCUGAGAAGGUUCCGAAGAAUGAGGAGGUGAUUCCGUGGAACGAACCGAAGAAGGAGAACGGACCUCGGUACGGCCAAGUGGAGAUCCUGUCAAAGGAGGAGUCGGCAGGCAAUAGUAUUGGCGGAGGUGGUAGCAGUAUAUCGGCGAGCGGCUCCCCAAACGAGCCACGUCACCACAGUCGCGGCUUUCAGCGGCGAUAUCAGUACGGUCAAUCCACUAUGGCAUACCGCGAUCUUGACCUCGCUGCGAGAGUGGACGGAGCAGGUGUCCAACGUGUGGCAGCACGGUCUUGCCCGACCAGGGCACAUCUCAUCCCGACCUUUGCACCUGAUCUUGACGGGGUGACGUGGACGCGGACCAGCGACCAUCCCGCGUAUUUCGAAAGUCUGGAAUUACUGAUCAUACAAGCUUGGAGGACUAACGCGGAGGGUGAUCUCCUCGGUUUUCUCUUCGGAUCGGUGCGGCCGGGUCAUCUCCAGCUAAUCACUCAAGAACUCAUAGCGCCGAUCGUGCAACUGGCGGACGAUCUCACUCUUGACAUCGUUUCGCAAAGCGACGACAGCCCCGCUCCGCACGUACUCACGCGAACGUUGGAUCCGUAUCUUCAGUGGAGUGCAUGCUUGGAAGAGCCUGGUGACGAAGACUCUUUACCGUCGCGGCAGGAGUAUCUGAAGCCAUACGGCAUCAUCGAUCACGCUUUCUAUCCGAAGGCAAAGGAGGUGGUGAUAGAAGGGGAGGAAAGUGACGACGAUGAGGAAACAUCGGAAGAGGGAAGCUAUAGCGAGUAUAGCAAGGGCAAGCAGAGUGAAGAAGAAGAAGAAGAAGAAGAAGAAGAAGAAGAAGAAGAAAAGGAAGAAGAAACCGGGUCUGAGUGCGAAGCCUCGCCGGAGGAAGCGACGCGUACUGGCACGGAGGCAGAAGAUCCUGAGCCAGCAUGCAAGCGGGAAGAAAUUGCCACUGGAAAACGCCAGCUGGAGUUCGCCAGCGGAGCAAGCCUGCGCAUCGGUGACGAUCCAAUCAGAAAUCUGGAGCCGCCGAAGCCCGAAGAUGGCGACCCAGCAGCCGCCACCCCAAGCACCUCACGGCGGAGACGGAGCCGAUCCUCCUCCCCCUCCAGCCCCAUCCGUCCCCCAGUUCGUCCACGUACCGAUGCAGGGGAUAGGCCUUCGUCCCUGGACGUUAUCCCGCCGUCCCCUUGAUUACCUCACCCUUAAGCAGAUCCACACCCCCGUCACCUUCCCCCGCCACCCCUUCCAUCCCCAUCUCUUCCGUGAUUUCUACUCUACGCGCCUAAUCG
Messenger RNA from Chara braunii, 2548 nucleotides. The record is from the annotation of a GenBank genome assembly. NCBI's taxonomy places the organism in Eukaryota, Viridiplantae, Streptophyta, Charophyceae, Charales, Characeae.